This is a messenger RNA of Notothenia coriiceps (black rockcod), 1085 nucleotides long. RefSeq names its product 5-hydroxytryptamine receptor 5A. Gene Ontology annotation, cellular component: plasma membrane. Bases 51 to 1085 code for a protein of 344 amino acids. The record is from RefSeq and is a predicted model, not a curated record. The transcript is spliced from 4 exons. Gene Ontology annotation, molecular function: G protein-coupled receptor activity. Gene Ontology annotation, biological process: adenylate cyclase-activating adrenergic receptor signaling pathway; positive regulation of MAPK cascade. NCBI's taxonomy places the organism in Eukaryota, Metazoa, Chordata, Actinopteri, Perciformes, Nototheniidae.
CAUCACCUCUCUGCUGCAGAAACUGUCUCCGAGUCCUCUGAGCAGCUACCAUGGCGUACCCUAACACCAGCUCACUGACAGCCAACUCCAGUGGAUCUCUGGGGGGUCACGACCACGGGGGAAACAUCUACCGGCCUUUCUCUGUUUUCAGCGUGCUCACUCUCACGUUACUGGCCAUGCUGGUGGUGGCCACGUUUGUGUGGAACCUGCUGGUGCUGGUGACCAUCCUGAGGGUGAGGACUUUCCACCGUGUGCCGCACAACCUCGUCGCAUCCAUGGCUAUCUCCGACGUCAUGGUGGCCGCCUUAGUGAUGCCGCUCAGCCUCGUCCAUGAGCUCAACGGCCGGAAGUGGAAACUGGGACGAGUUCUGUGUCAGGUUUGGAUCUCCUUCGAUGUUCUCUGCUGCACGGCCAGCAUCUGGAACGUGACGGCCAUCGCGCUGGACCGCUACUGGUCCAUCACCCGGCACCUGGAGUACACUCUGAAGACGCGUAAAAAGAUCUCCAACGUGAUGAUCGCGCUCACCUGGCUGCUGUCGUCCAUCAUCUCCCUGUCGCCUCUGUUCGGCUGGGGGGAGACCUACACGGAGGGGAUGAAGUGCCAGGUGAGCCAGGAGCCGUCCUACACCAUCUUCUCCACCUUCGGAGCCUUUUACCUGCCGCUCUGCGUGGUGCUGUUUGUUUACUGGAAGAUCUACAAGGCCGCCAAGUUUCGCAUCGGCACCCGCAAGACCAACACCAUAACUCCCAUGGCUGAGGCGUUAGCUCUGUUUCAGACCUCCUCCAAGAAUGUUUUUGAGUCCUUCCCUCUGGAGGUGACGAUGGACUGGUGGUCGGAGAGAUUCUGGGUUAUCGUGGACAUUUGGUGCAUGGCGUGGCUCGUGUACGCAGUGGUCGGCCUCUUUAAAAGUGAUAUCUGUGAAGCAGUUGUCCUCGAGUGGACCCUACCGAUCCUCAGCUUCAACAUGCUCUGCAUGUCCUACUCCAACCUCGACAAGCACAAAGAACGACUGGUCAGCAGCAACCAAAAUGUGAUCUGGUGGACACGAUACCUGGUGGGCUGCUCAGAGGACUCUUUAAAGUAG